AACGCUACCAGUAUCGAGGCCGCCAUGUCCUUCCUCACGACCCCGAGCUGGGGCCUGAAGCGUCGAGGCGACGCCAGCGCAGUCACGGACGCGCCGCCCAACAAGAAACAUAUCUCGGAGCUUUUGGCCGCAGGAGAGGACGUCAGCACGGUCGGGAAGUUGUUCGUGGUCCUCACGAAGUUGUCGCUCAUGAGCGCUGCGGGUAUUCGAGAGAUCAUUGGAAUGUUGUGGAACACCGUUCUCGUGGACGUCAAGGGCAGCGUCGCCAAGCACAUGCUCGAGCAGGGUCGCGUCCACCACGACGCCACCCAAACCGCCAAGAACGACACAGCAGCUCUCGAUGCCCUGGGGCCACCCUACGCGCACGUCUUCGCAGGUCUCAUGCAGGGCGUCGCGGAGUACAACUUGGAAGACUCCAUGAAGGUGUUGCUGGCUUCGUUCUGGGAGAAGCAGGCGGUCAAGGAAGGUCUCGUGAAGGUCACGAUUGCGACGAGCGCCGUGUCCUUCACCCUUCAUAGUUACUUGGUCAAGGCAUUGGCGUCGAACGGCGGGGUUCUCAAGCACGGGCCCGCCCCCCGCGGCCCAUUGGAGAGGGCGGCGCAGGAGCCAUUAGAGGAGCUCGAGGGUGGCAAGUCCAACAAGGACAAGGGCAAGGGGAAAGUCAA
Molecule: messenger RNA, 665 nt
Organism: Prorocentrum cordatum
Lineage: Eukaryota; Dinophyceae; Prorocentrales; Prorocentraceae
Source: the annotation of a GenBank genome assembly